UACAUCACUGCUAAUAUGAUUGGUAAUCUCGCAGACAGAUUUCGAAAUAAUGAAUUUUUGAUAUUCUUGGAUUUUUUUGCUGGAGUACAUGUCGAUAUGCAGGGUUAUUCUAUUGACCCCGAACAUGGUGAAACAAAGAUAAAAGAAGAUUAUCCUAUUUUGAAGUCUUUUCUUGCGGGAUCACUAUCUGGUACAUUUUCAACUAUUUUAUUUCAACCUUUGGACCUUGUUAAAACCAGACUUCAAAGUAAAGUAAAUCUUCAUCUUGGUGCUCCAAAAAGUGGUACUUUAAGCAUAGUUAUUCAUAUAAUUAAAAAUGAAAAUGUGCUUGGACUCUGGAGGGGCAUGACUCCAACCAUUACUAGAGUUGUACCUGGUGUUGGAUUGUAUUUUGCAUCAUUGCAUUGGUUAAAGCACACAUUGCAUUUAAAAGAUCCACUCACACCUACAGAAGCUUUGUUAUUAGGUAUUACUGCAAGAUCUAUGUCUGGAGCUUUAUUGAUUCCAAUAACGGUAGUAAAAACACGUUUCGAAAGUGACGUUUAUAAAUACAAUAGUAUAGCAGAAGCAUUAAAAUUAAUAUACAAGCAGGAAGGAGUAAGAGGUCUUUCGAGUGGAUUAGUACCGACGUUAUUAAGAGAUGCUCCUUAUAGUGGUCUUUAUCUCACGUUUUAUACUCAAUUAAGAACUAUUUUUACAAAAGCAGAUUUGCCCUAUACCAAGUCGUCUGUUCCGCUGCAUUUUAGUUGCGGAAUAUUAGCAGGAAUAUUUGCUUCUAUCAUAACACAACCUGCCGAUGUAAUCAAGACAAAGAUGCAAUUAUAUCCAGAUGAAUUUAAAAAUAUUCGUAAUGCAGCUUUAAGGAUUUAUGAAAAAUAUGGUAUAUUAGGAUAUUUCAAAGGCAUUGUUCCACGAAUGUUGAGAAGGACAUUAGUGACUGCAAUGGCUUGGACCGUAUACGAAGAGGUUACAAAAUUUAUAGGACUUAAAUAAAAUUGUUUAAUAAUAUAAGUUUUUGGUGAUCGUUGACAUAAUUUUAAAAGAAGUCAAUAAUUUACGCACGAUGGAACCAAAGUCAUUCAGCCAAUACAGAUAUUUACACUUGAUGUACAGUAUUUUAGUCUUGUACAAAGAUAAUUUGAUUUUAGCGAACAAUUGUAUUAUAGCAAAUAUCACUACUAUGUACAGUAUUCAAAUAGAACCUAUCGCUCAAUAAUGUAUUAUUCAUAUAUAUAUUUUUAUUUAAUAAAUUUUAUAAUUUAAUAGAGA
Frieseomelitta varia is the source of this 1269-nucleotide messenger RNA. Its product is annotated as mitochondrial glycine transporter B-like. Lineage: Eukaryota; Metazoa; Arthropoda; Insecta; Hymenoptera; Apidae. Gene Ontology annotation, cellular component: mitochondrion; mitochondrial inner membrane. The record is from RefSeq and is a predicted model, not a curated record. Gene Ontology annotation, molecular function: glycine transmembrane transporter activity. The transcript has 8 exons. Bases 16 to 993 code for a protein of 325 amino acids. Gene Ontology annotation, biological process: glycine import into mitochondrion.